AUGGACGUGAAGAAGAGUAAAAAGAAACCAGAAUUGAAUGAACAGUUAUUUGUUGGAAAUUACAUUGAUGUUUUCCAUCAAGGAAGCAAGUAACAUAAGUUGGCAUACAUUUUGUAAAAAAAUGAAAAAGAAAUUGAAAUUACAUAUGAUGGUAUGUCUAAGAAGGAAAAUGAGGUAUGGUGUAUGUCACUUAAGUAUUCUAGAUAAUCAAAUUAUCACAAAAUAAGAUCAACUUUGCUCGUAGAUUCACUUAAAGUAUAUAAUUAUUUACAUAAAGACUACACUGGGGAUGAUUUCAGAUAAAGCAAGACUUCACGAGAUUACCUAAAAUACUCAAGAGAGGAAUGUGAAAAAUAUAUCAAGGAACUAAAUUCAAUAAUGUAAAAUAAUUUUCAAGGUCUUUCACCAAUUGAAAUAUGUUUAUCUGUGCGUGUGAGACAAUUCAUUUGGUUAGAUAUGGUGCUCUCUAGUGAAUUUUCAUCAAAAGAAUUACCUAUAGCAUUGGAAUACAUUAAAACUUACUACAACUUCAUUAAGUGGUAUUUCGAACAAUUUCCUAAGUACUUUGCAGAUGUAAGCUAAUAUUCUCAUUAACUCAGUAUAUGAGAUUCCAAAACAAUUAAGAAUUGUACAUCCUAGAUGAAAGAGUCUCAAUAGCAGCUUGUCUUUAGGAAGUAUGUGAAGCCUUCUGCAUGCUAUUUGGUUCCAUUUGGCGAGUGUUGAAGUAAGAAAACUCUUUUUUCUAUGUAUUCCUAUAUAAUUUAACUUUAAGCUAAACUAUGAGAAUUUGUAAUAGUAAUUGGAUAAAUUCUUUCCUUCCUAAAAUUAAUAAGGCUUUGCUUAAAAUUUGAAUAUUGAUGACUGGAAACUUUAUUAAGGUGCAUCAGAUAUUAUAAAAUGUAUUAAAAAGACAUGGCCAUUUUAUUUAAAAACUAUGUCAUAUUUCAAAUAAAUAGGAGGACUUUAAGCAUGGGAAGGAUUAUUGAAACCUUAAGAAAAUGGUGAAUAUAAUUAUAUUCCUCUUAAAGCUAUGAAUAGAAUAGUAAUAACAUAAUAAUACUUAUCUUCAUAUUUUCAAUUACCUGAUUAGGCUUAAAUGGCGAGAAAGACAUUUGAGUGGUUGUAAAAUAGAGUUAAUAAUAUGACUGUAUAAGAUAUAAAAGAUACAGAUAUAGAUUAAAUUAAAGAGCUCACAUCAGAAUAUUAAUAUUACUUUUAAAAGGGAUUUACAGAAGAAUAAUUAAUUAAAUUGACUGAUGAAAUUUAAUUAUAAUUGGCUUUGAAAUUUUUAAAGUCUUCAUUUUUAGAAAAGAGAGUUAAAGGUAUAAGUGAAAUAAAGGAUUUUACUGAGAGAUCUAAAUAUGAUGAAUAAACAAAUCUGAAAUUCAGGUGUUCAAUUAGUAAAGAUGAUUUGAUUAGAUGGAUAACAUAAAAUAAAAUUUUAGAUUACACUUUAUUAGGAGAUUCUGUUCAUCCAGAAUUAAUAAAAAGAUCAAGUGAUAUUGCAGUAUUUUUAUGUAGGAAUUAAACAUUCCAAAUUGAUUAUAUUGAUAAAAUAUGGAUUAAUAAUCAUGAUAAACAUGAAACUACAUAAUUGGCUUUAUAUGAAUUCUUUAAGAGUGUAUCACCUUAUUUGAAUUUUCAAGGAAUUGAAAAACUAUAUAAUCACAUCUCUGCUAUUCCAUAUUCUAAAUAUAAUGAAAAUAUUGUUAGCAUGAUUAAAACAUUUACUGAAUCAGCAUUAUCUUAGAAAUUUCAUGAACAAUAAUUAUAAUUAAUACCAGAAAAGAGAUUCAUGACAUUUAAUUAACUUUGGGAAUUAUUGUAAGAUAGGGAUGAUCAAUUAACUAAUAGUGUUAUUUAAGAAUAGUGUUUUUCUGCUGCCAGACUCAUUAUUUCAUAAAUUCCUUAAACUAAAUAAUUUAUCUCAUAAUAUUUUGGCAAAUGUUUUGAAUUAAUUGGUAGUCAUUAAUCUGUCUAUUAAGCUAUUAGUUUUGUACAUUAUUUUCUUGAUAAAUAAUUUAAAGAUAAUAUGAUUGGCAAAAGAGAAUUGAUUCAAUCUACUGAUGAUAAAUAUAAUAUUAUUGAACUCUUUGUAAAAGAUAUAGAAGUAUAUAUGGAAAAGGUUAGACAAUAUUUUAAAAAUGAAAUACCUUAAGACAUUAUAAUUAAUGGAGUAUAAAAGUUUAGUUAAAAUGUUUUCUUCAGAUUAUAAAUGUUAAAUUAUCUCCUUUCAUAAACUCAUCUUAAGAUUACUUAUGAAUAAAGUGUUAGAUUAUGGGAUGCUCUCUCUUCUAAAACUAAAGGUGGUAUCCAAAAGAAAGAAUUAAAUAAGAUAUUAAUAACCAAUUAUUAAAUAGAUAUUAAUUCUAUUAGAAUUUCUCCAAUCUAUUUUGAUAAAGAAGGUGAAGCUAAAUUCUUUAAAUAGGUCUUAUGUAAUCCUGAUAGAAAUGAUUAUGAAAAGUAAUAUCUUUCUAAUUUAUUAUUAGCUAUACUAUUGAAGAUUUUGAAUUAUUCCAAGUUUUCUUUAAAUCAUUUAAUCAAUCUCAUCAAACCUUGAAAUAUUUUAACAACUCUUCCAGAUUCUUAGUAAAUGAUCAUAAUUUUGAAGGGAAAUCUGCCAUUUGGCAUAUCUUUGCUAAAGUUAAGGAUCAAUUAUUAUUAGAAUAAAUGUCCUUCUUUAUUAUUAAUCUAUAUACAUAACUAAAUUCAAAUCUUGAUUAAUAAUGUGAUAGAAUAUAUUAAGAAAUGAUGGACAAAUGUUUAGAUUUGAUAUAAUAAUAAUGUCCAAGUUUAACCACUAGAUCAAUUAAUCUUUUAUUACAAUUAUUCAACUAUUUCUAGAGUGGCCCUCCUUCUAAGAAAUCUACUAAACCAAUUAAUUAUACUCAAUUCAAAGUUUAAAUAUAGUAACCUAAUAAUAUGGUUAAGUAUCUUGAAUUCAAAGAAGGUGAUACUACUACUAUCAAUUAAUGGAAAUAAAAAUUAGCUGAAGAAUUAUAAGUUGCAUAUUUACAAUUAGAUAUUACAAUAGAAAAUAGACCAAUUGAAUAAUAAUAUGAUAUUGUUGAAACUUUUGUAAGUCAAGCAUUUUAUUAAUUAGCUACUGUGAAAGUAAAGAUUAAUAAUAAGAAUCAUCCUAAAAAUUAUCUUUCUUAAGAAUAACGUACAUUUGAAAUAUUAUUUAAAUUAUUAGACAAAUAAGAAAGUAUUGAAUUUUUAAGUUAAGUUUGGGAUUUAAUAAAUAGAUUACCAAUUAAUAUAAUAAAAAAAAGAUAAGUAGAAAAUUGUAAAGAUUGGAAAUAAUACUUAGAUUAUCAAUUCUUUGAUAUGUUUUAUAUAUUAUAAAUUAUAUAAGCAUUAUUGGAAAAUGAAUAAUGGAGUGAAUAAUUUAAUAAUUUUGAUGGUGUAGAUUUAGUUAUUUUAAAAUUUUUAGGAUAACAAUUAUAAUUUUAAUAACGUCCUCUUGAAAUCAAAUGUUGUUUGACUUAUUUAGAAAUAUUAAGUUAUCCAAAAAUCAAAAUUAAAGAACCUCAAUUUAUUGAAUAAAUUAAAUAAAAAAUUAUAGAAGUUAUUCAAUAAUUAUGUUAAUACAUAAAAACCAAAAAAAAAUUAGAGUCUGGAUAAAGAAAAUCACCUUAAUAAAAAGAAAUGAAUGAAAUUGAAUCUCGUUUACUUAGAAAAUGCUUUUUCUUUUUAGAUGAAGAAGGAUGUAGAUAAUAUAUUUAAAAUUCUGAAUUAAAUUAAUAACUUUAUACUUUUUUUGUUGAACAUGAAAAUUAAGAAUUAAAAAGAGAAUAUAGUUUAUAAUUAUUAAAUAUGAAAAAUACUCCAGAAAGCUAAAUAUUAAUAAAAAUAGUAUUAGAAGAUGUUUUAAAAAAUGUAAUAUCAAAUAAAAAAUUAAGAUGUGAUCAUUUCUUUGAAUUUUGUUGUAAUUUAAUAUAUCAAGAGUAAAAUUUGGAUAUUCCUAAAUUAAAUUUUGAAGAAUUAUUAAUUUAUAUUAGAUAAAACUUGGAAUAAUUACCUUAUAAUGAAAAUACAGUAAAAGAUUAAGAUCAAAUUUUGAUUGGAUUACUUAAAUUGUUAAAUACAUUAAUAGAUAGAAUUGAGUCACUUUCAACUCAUCAAGGUUUAUUUGAAUAAAUACUAAGUUAUUUAUUUGAAAAUGAAGGAGAAACAAGAUGUAAAUGUAAAUCACAAUUAUCCAGAACUGCUGGUUUCAAUUGUUUCUUUACUUUAUUGAAAUCUCCAUAAAAUAUGUAAAAAUUCUUAGAUGUAGUCUCCCCUCUUCAUUAUACACAUACAUGGAGAACAAAGAAUUUCAAUGAUUGGAAUAUUCAAAGUAAAUUUCAUGAGAAAUCAUCAACUGGUUAUGUUGGUCUAUAUAAUUUAGGAUGUAUUUGUUAUAUGAAUUCUUUACUUCAAUAAUUGUAUAUGGUACCUGCUUUUAGAGAAAAACUAUUAUAAGUUGAAGAUAAAAGUACAGGUGUAUUAGAAGAGAAUUUAUUACAUUAAUUAAAGUGUUUAUUUUUGGCUCUUAAACAUUCAUAGAAAUAAUAUCAUAAUCCAAAGAAAUUCUGUCAUGCAUUCAAAGAUUUAGAUGGAAAUCCAACUAAUAUUUUUGAAUAAAUGGAUGUUGAUGAAUUUUGUAAUUUGUUAAUGGAUAGAAUAGAAUUAAGCAUCAAAUCAACUUCUGAUGAAGAUUUAGUUAAAAGAAAUUUUGGAGGAGUGAUAUCUAAUGAAAUAAUUGGAAAGACAUGUCCUCAUUAUUCAGAAAGAGAAGAACCAUUCUUUGCUAUAUCAUUACCAGUAGCUAAUAAAAAGAAUUUAGAAGAAUGUUUAUAAACAUUAGUUUAAGGUGAUUUAUUAGAAGGAGAAAAUGCAUAUAGUUGUGAAUAAUGUAAUAAAAAGGUGAGUGCUUUAAAGAGAACUUGUAUUAAAAAGUUACCUGAUCAUCUAAUUUUAGUUUUGAAGAGAUUUAAUUUCGAUUUUGAUUUAAUGGCAAAAGCUAAGAUAAAUGAAAGAAUAGAAUUUCCAUUUGAAUUAGAUCUUUUACCUUAUUCACAAUAAGGACUUAGACAAUAAGAGAAUAGAGCUAACCCAUAAAAAGAAUAAGAUAAUCCAUAAGAAUAUUAUUAAUAUAGAUUAACUGGAGUUGUUAUUCAUAUAGGUUCAGCUGAUUGUGGACAUUAUUACUCAUUCAUUUAAGAUAGAAAUGAUUUCAACAAAUGGUAUGAAUUUAAUGAUAUAAAUGUUUUACCUGCAGAUAUCAAGGAUGUCAAAAAUGAUGGUUUCGGAGGAGUUGAUAGAAUGCUAAAAACUAAAUAUCCAAAUUAGUUUAAAGAUAAGUCAAAAAGUGCCUAUAUGCUUUUUUAUGAGAGAAUUAAACCAUUAAAUAAUUAAGAAGAAUUGAUGGAUAUUGAAUUAGAUUAAAAGACUUUUCAAUUUUUAGAUGAAAUAAAAGAUGAAAAUAGAAAAUUCUAGAUUUAGAGAUUUAUUUUCAGUCCUGAAUAUUUCAUUUUUAUUUAAAAUUUGAUAAAAUUUGAAUUGUAAUCAAAUAAAGUAUCAGAACAAAUUGUUAAAACAUUAGUUUUCUUUUAUUUGACUUGUGCAGUAAGAGAAAAUGACAAAACUUUCAUUUCUAAUAAUAUUUAGGAUAUUUAAGAACUUUUAAGAAGAGCUCCUAAUACAUGUGAAUGGUUAUUAAAAUGUUUUAAUUAAUAUCAUUAUAUAAGAGAAUUUUAAUUUGAUUGUUCAAAGAAAAUGGUGAGAAAGUUUGUAAUUACUUUGAUAGUGACAGCAAUAGAAACAGUUUAAAAAUAAGAAGGAUAUAAAAUUUUAUAAGAAUAUAUAGAUGAUAAACCAAAGUCUUUGGUUGCCUCAUUAAUUAAUUCUUGGAUUAAAAUGAUUCCAGAUUUAAAGAAGAGUCUUAAAAAUUCUAUUGAAUAUUAUGAUCUAUUUUAUAGAUUUGCAAAAUUAAGUUAAUAAAAUUCAUAAUAUUUGAUAUCUAAGAAAAUAGUUGGAAAAUUCUUGGAUCUAUUUAUAGAUGCAUUAUAAAUUAAUAUAAGUAAAAUAUAAAUACCAAAUAAAGAAAUUGCAAGAAAAUUGGAUGAUCUUAAUGUAAUUAAAUUUACAGAAGAUCAAAAUAAUUUAUUAGGAUAUUAAAAUAUUUAAAAUGUAGAUAUAGCAUCUAAUUAUUAUGAUGAAUUACUUGAAAAGAAAUUUGAAAAAUCUAUGAAUUCUGGUCCAUCUACAAGUAGAGUUUAUAUGUGGAGAUUAAUUGCCUUUUUACUUAAGACUGAAGGAAAGAAUGCUUUGAGUAUGGAAGAAUAAAAUCUCUUGUAAUUUGAUAAUCCUACUUUAAUGGCAAUUUUGGAGGAAGGAGAUUGUAAAUUAGCCAUUAGGAUGAUAUCUGACAUUCUUUCAGUUCUAUCUUAUGAUAAUUAAAAAUAAACAGAUUUAAUUAUUACAGCAAUUAUAAAAUAAAUAAUGGAUAAAGAAUAUAAGGAAUAUAGAAAAUAUUUGGUUGUUUUAAAAAGAUUAUUCACAUUAAAGGAUUCUCUACAAUAAAUGAGAGUAAUUAUAAUAAAUUAUUUAAUUAGAUUAAUUAAGGAAUGAGUAAACUAUUAGAAAUUAUGCAAAAAUAAUCUCAAUAUUUCUUUGAAACUGAUGUUUGUUAAUAAUAUAUUUUGAGGGUAUUUAUAUAUAUAUUAAAAUAAAUUUUUAGAUGGUUUUUAGAAAUCAAGCAGUCUAUUAAUGGAUGGUUAAGAAUUAAAGAGCAUGGUAAUGGAUUAUUGAAACAAACAAUACAUAAGCAAAUCCAAAUGAGAAACUAAUAUCAAAUAAUUCUAAUUCUUAAAAAUGUAAUCACAGAUUGCAUAACAUAUAUUUGCCUAUUACAUCCUAAGGUUAUGCCAAAUUAUUGAGUUGGAAAAAAUAACAAUAUUUGAAUCUGACCAAAGAACCAUUUAAAUAAAAUGAAGAUUUUGAUACUGAUGAUGAUUUAACAGAAAAAAAUAUUAAAGUGGAUGAAAAAAUAGAUUAUUAGUAAAUAAAUUAUUAAAUUCUUUUAGUGAUUAAAAUUAAUGGCUUAAUGCAACUGUAAGUAAAAUUAUGGGUGAUUAUGUUCAUUUGACUUUCAGUGGUAAAAUGACACCUCAAAAUAUUGAUAUAGAAUUAGAUAAUGAAAGAUUGGCUCCAUUUAAUACAUUAUCAUCCAACAAUAAAAUUCCAGGUAUUAUAUAUAUAAUUAAUAUUAAUAGGAUAUAAUAACAAUAAUUAAGAAAUGACAUUUGAACUUUAAUCUGAUCCUGAUAAUGAUACUGAAGAGGGUAAUAAUAAUUCUAUUAAUUAAACUGAUUCAGAUGAAGAGUGAAA
Messenger RNA from Paramecium pentaurelia, 7377 nucleotides. Lineage: Eukaryota; Ciliophora; Oligohymenophorea; Peniculida; Parameciidae. The record is from the annotation of a GenBank genome assembly.